ACUGUAGCUGCGUGCGGUAGCUGUAUAAAACAUAAACUGCAGUGCAUUAUUGCUUUAAUAACUUCAUCAUGACUGACUCUUUGCUUCGCUGGGCUGUUGAUACGUUAAGAAAUAGAUUUGGUUUGGAUGUAAGCGACGACAUUGUACGGUACAUCCUAUCCAUUGACAAUGCUGAUGAAAUUGUGGAAUAUCUUGGGGAUCUCUUACAAGGAACUGAGGGAAAGAAGAAAGAGUUUGUGGAUGAGCUGGUGCUGAGAUGGCAGUCUUGUCGGACACCAGAACCUGACGGUCCAGAGCUCGUCCUCAUGAAGGAGGCAGUGAUGGAAGGUUUGGAUAUGAUACCCAAAGACACCCAGAAGAAAACAAAACGAAAGGGAAGGAAUAAGCAAGAGUUUGUGACUGUCUCUCAACCAGAGCCAGAGCCUGUGAAAACCCCCAUUGACAUGAUGAAGGCACACGAGAACAGCGGCUCUUCAUCGGUGAAAAAGAAGAACAAGUUUGUGAAUCUGUAUGCCAAAGAGGGUAGUGAUCAUCUGGCUAUCUUACUUCCUGGCCGGCAACCCUGCGAUUGUUUGGGUCAGAAACACUCCCUCAUCAAUAACUGUCUGAGCUGUGGUCGUAUAGUGUGUGAGCAGGAGGGGUCAGGACCCUGUAUGUUCUGUGGCAGUCUGGUCUGUACUAAAGAGGAACAGGAGAUACUGCAGCGGGACUCCAACAAAAGCCAAAAGCUCCGUAAAAAACUCAUGGGAGAGGGAUCUGAGAGGGAGUUUCUGCCCCACCAAGAAGCCAAAAUGAAGGCCGGUUUGGAGAAAGCUCUACAGCACAAAGACAAACUUCUGGAGUAUGACAAGAACAGUGUUAAGAGAACACAAGUCUUGGAUGAUGAGUCAGAUUACUUUGCGACGGAUUCCAACCAAUGGCUGUCACCAGGUGAGCGAGAAGCAUUGCGCAAACGGGAUGAGGAACUUAGGGAGCUUCGGCACGCAUCCCGCAAAGACAGAAAGAUCACGCUCGACUUCGCAGGCCGACGAGUUUUGAAUGAGGGGGAGAAUUUGAGUCCAUACUAUCAAAAGUUUGAUGAGACAGUCAAAGCCAUCAACACUGGGUCAUUUGUUCAGACACCAAAGAAUUCUGUUGCCACUGAUCGACAGCACUUCAGAGAGCUUGUCAACCCCAACAUUGGGCAGGCAGCACCAGAGUGGGUUCAUAUGAGCGGUAGCGACACCUCACGGAAGUCUUCAUCAAAGGUCGUGAGCAGUGCGCAGAAAAGUGAGCGCAGCAGACUUCGACUGCAGGACAGAGAGCUGCAGGAGAUCGCAGACGGAGGCUGGUGUCUCAGCAUGCAUCAGCCGUGGGCUUCACUGCUUGUCAAGGGCAUUAAAAGGGUAGAAGGCAGAACAUGGUACACAUCCCACAGGGGGCGCCUUUGGAUCGCUGCUGCUGCUAACAAACCCACUCCUCAGGAGAUAACACAAGUGGAGGCCAUGUACCGCCACAUUUACAAAGAUGUGCCCCAGUUUCCUACAGAGUAUCCUACAGGCUGUCUAUUAGGAUGUGUCAAUGUCACAGAUUGUCUUUCUCAAGAGCAGUUUAGAGAGCAGUAUCCCCAGAUCAGCGAGGAGUCGACUUCUCCAUUUGUCUUCAUUUGCUCCAUUCCCCUGGAGUUGGUGGUGAAAUUUCCCAUGAAAGGAAAGCACAAGAUUUGGAAACUGGAGAACCAGAGCCACCAGAGCGCCAAGAAGUGUUUAAUGCAGCCAGCAUGACCUGAACAAAGCCAGGCUGGUCUAGAGAUGAGCAACAGAGAAUCCCCACAUCGACUGAGGCAUAUAGCUUCAUAUAGAGCAAAUUGUGAAUUCAAUAGAUGGCUGAACUUGAAUCAACUCUAAUAGUACGAUAACUGCGCAAUCAUUCCCUGAUUGACUGUUAUUGCAUUUUCUGAAAUAAAAGGCUUUAAGAUUACUUGUGUGU
Molecule: messenger RNA, 1968 nt
Organism: Xyrauchen texanus (razorback sucker)
Lineage: Eukaryota; Metazoa; Chordata; Actinopteri; Cypriniformes; Catostomidae
Gene: trip4
Product: thyroid hormone receptor interactor 4
Exons: 13
Coding region: 69-1763 (564 amino acids)
Biological process (GO): positive regulation of DNA-templated transcription
Cellular component (GO): nucleus
Molecular function (GO): transcription coactivator activity; zinc ion binding
Source: RefSeq, a predicted model, not a curated record